This is a messenger RNA of Anopheles marshallii, 831 nucleotides long. RefSeq names its product omega-amidase NIT2-like. The coding region runs from base 1 to 831 and encodes 276 amino acids. Gene Ontology annotation, molecular function: omega-amidase activity. The transcript has a single exon. Gene Ontology annotation, cellular component: mitochondrion. The record is from RefSeq and is a predicted model, not a curated record. NCBI's taxonomy places the organism in Eukaryota, Metazoa, Arthropoda, Insecta, Diptera, Culicidae. Gene Ontology annotation, biological process: L-glutamine metabolic process; oxaloacetate metabolic process.
AUGUCUACCCUGCGUGUUGCUUUGGUGCAGUUGUACGGCCGUCCAACGAAGAAGGAAUGCAUCGCGAAUGCGAUCGCACAGAUUCGGCUAGCGAAGGAUCGCGGAGCGCGGUUGAUCAUCCUGCCGGAGUGCUUCAACUCACCGUACAGUACGUCCGAAUUUGGACGCCAUGCCGAGGAGAUACCGCGUGGUGAAACAAGCCAAGCACUGGCCAAGGUAGCUGCCGAGCUGGGUGUAUAUCUGGUCGGUGGAACAUACCCGGAACGUGAUGGCACUAAACUGUACAACACCUGCCCGGUGUUUGGCCCGAAGGGAGAACUGUUGUGCAAGUACCGGAAGAUGCAUCUCUUCGACAUAGAUAUCCCUGGCCGGUGCACUUUCCAGGAAUCGUCCGCCCUGGCCGCAGGUGAUCGUUUCGCCACGUUUUCCAUCGGCACGCUGAAGAUUGGGCUUGGCAUUUGUUGGGACAAGCGGUUCCCCGAGUUGACGGCGUGCUAUCGCGAGCUUGGCUGCGAUAUGAUGAUCUUCCCGUCGGCGUUCGAUCCGUACACUGGACCACUGCACUGGGAUCUGCUGGGACGCGCGAGAGCCCUGGACAAUCAGAUGUUUGUGGCGCUGGUGUCGCCGGCGCGGGAUCCAACGACCGACUACGUUGCGUACGGGUAUUCUUUGCUGUGCGAUCCUUGGGGUCGGGUGCUGUGCCGGGCAAAGGAAGGUCAGGAACUGCUAGUCACGGACAUCGAUCUUAAGCUGUGCGAUGAGAUUAAACAACAGAUACCGAUCCUACGACAAAAGCGUACCGACAUUUACGAACUAAAGGCUAGGAAGUGA